CGCGACUCUCCUGAGAUUUCCGCUUUCACCUUUUUUCUCAAGAAUUGUCAAUAACAGCAUGGCCGACCGAUCUCGUAGAAAGCGAAAGUCUAGAAACACCGUUGCAAGUAAUAUACACUAUGUCGGCUACGUUGAGGACGAAGAAUCAGUUGAGGCCAUUAUGAAAAAGUUUGAAGAACUAGAUCGCAUUCAGAAAGAGUUUUCGGCUAUAUCAGUCAACUCGACUCCAAAUACAAGUUCUGAGAACAAAGAAAAUGAGGUUGAAUCAAAUGGCACACCUGCCGAAAUGGAGGAGAAGAAAUCAGAAGCUUCAUCGCAAGGAUUAACAGAGGCGCAGCUACAAGAAAUCUUCAAGCGAACUUCAGCUUUUACGAUCAGAAGCGCCAUGAUGGACUCCAAUGACAUGGACGAACUAAACGAUGUGGAAAUAUGGCAGUUACAAUACCAUGAUGGCUUGACAGACGAGAUCUAUGAAGAAGAUGACUACAUACAUUUAGACAUGGAAGACGAUGACUUUUGGGAUAUGGAGUUUGGAGGAGAUGCAAAACAGAAAAAGCGCAUGCGACGAGCGCCUGCACCUGUUCGUGAAAAAGCUCCCAGUGGAGGUAGACGUGGCAUUGAUAGAGAGAGCAUCAUUGCCAAAUAUAAGAUUAUGCAAGUGCGAGUGCAAGAUCGAAAUGGCAACUUUUUCAUGGUCAAGAAGAAAGUCAGCGCUAUUGACCCUAGUCUACCAACAUAUGUGAAAAUACCUGGAGAACCAAUACCGCGAUCGUGGGUUCACACUAUACUACACCAACAGGUACCGACAGAGGACAUUGCAUCGACCAUUGGUCAAAAGUACCUGAAGAAAAAUAUUUUGGACAUGGACUUGAAGGAGCUAGGAACUAACUUUCAAGCUGUGUAUAUGGAUCCACCACUUUUGUUACCUGGUGAAGAGCCAUGCCCAGGAAAAAUCACUAUUGAGCAAUUGGCUUCACUUGACAUCCCUUCGAUUGUUCCUAAAGGCUUCCUCUUCAUUUGGCUUGAAAAAGAGUGGCUUCCUGAUAUCGUGCGGAUAUGUGAAAAGUGGCAAUUCAAGUAUGUUGAAAACUUUUGCUGGAUUAAAAAGAACCUGAACAAUCAAAUUUCCAAGAAGCCAUACACCUACUUUAACAAGAGCAAAUUAAGCUUGCUUAUAUUUCGAAGAGAAGGAGAUGUCGAGUUGCGACAUCAACGUAACCCAGAUUGUGUGUUUGACUUCAGCAAGCCUAGAGUGCCUGGCGAGUUAACGGAAUUGAAACCACGGUUCCUGUACCAAAUCAUCGAGACUCUACUACCAUCUUCAACGUUUCACCCGGAGAACAACCCAGACGGUAACAGGCUACUGGAAUUGUGGGCAAAGCAUGGACAGAAACGUUUGGGGUGGACCACGGUGGUGGAUGAGUCAUAAAAUUGUGGUUUUGUUGGUUGAUUUAAUAAAACAUCUUGUUCAUUCUCAUAAAAGAGCAGAAUAGCACGCCUUUGCAUUCUCAUAUAUAGCAUGAAGGUUCAAAAGGGAGGUCCAGCAUUGAAAACAACAACCAGCA
Umbelopsis ramanniana AG is the source of this 1565-nucleotide messenger RNA. RefSeq lists its product as uncharacterized. Lineage: Eukaryota; Fungi; Mucoromycota; Umbelopsidomycetes; Umbelopsidales; Umbelopsidaceae. The record is from RefSeq and is a predicted model, not a curated record. Bases 59 to 1429 code for a protein of 456 amino acids. The transcript is spliced from 9 exons. Gene Ontology annotation, cellular component: RNA N6-methyladenosine methyltransferase complex.